This is a messenger RNA of Fusarium tjaetaba, 1056 nucleotides long. Its product is annotated as ADH3-alcohol dehydrogenase III. The transcript has 3 exons. NCBI's taxonomy places the organism in Eukaryota, Fungi, Ascomycota, Sordariomycetes, Hypocreales, Nectriaceae. Gene Ontology annotation, molecular function: zinc ion binding; oxidoreductase activity. The coding region runs from base 1 to 1056 and encodes 351 amino acids. The record is from RefSeq and is a predicted model, not a curated record.
AUGAGCUAUUCAAUCCCGUCAACGCAGAAAGCAGCUUUGAUCGAGAACCCUGGAGACAACGCCCGCAUCAUAUUUCAAUCGGAUCUACCGGUUGGCGACCCUGGGGAACACGAGAUCCUUGUAAGGCUUGAAUUUACUGGUCUUUGCGGUUCAGAAGUCCGUGCUUUAUCUGGAUGGGGUCCCUAUAACUCCAUAGUCGGCCACGAAGGUGUAGGAAAAGUCGUCAAACUCGGCAAAGGCGUUAACGCAAACCUACUCAGCAAGCGAGUCGGCGUGAAAUGGCUCUACAGCGCCUGCGGGACAUGCACCAUUUGCAAAACUGGCUAUGCUAAUAACUGUCCCAACCAGCUCAACACGGGAAAACAUGUUCCCGGCACUCUGCAAUGGUACAUGAUCGCUGAUGCGAGAUACGUCACUGAGAUUCCGGAUGGUCUCGCUGGUGAAGUUGCUGCGCCGUUGCUUUGUGCUGGGUUAACGAUGGCUGGUGCCGUGUCGAAGCUCAAAGGAUAUGCUGACAAGGGUGAUUGGGUUGUUAUUUCUGGAUCUGGUGGGGGACUGGGGCAUUUGGGUGUUCAGAUCGCUAGUAGGUUGAACGGUCUGCGGGUUAUCGCUGUUGAUACUGGAGAAUCGAGGCGGAAGCUGAGUUUGGACAGUGGCGCUGAGCACUUCAUCGACUUUGCCACUGAGAAUGUAGAAGAAAGAGUUAAGGAGAUAACGGGGGAGGGAGCAUCAGCUGUCCUGGUGGUGACAGGCUCUCAAGAAGCUUUCGUGCAAGCACCAAGUCUGGUACGAAAUAUGGGCAUCAUCGUCACGAUUGGUCUGCCAAGAAACGACUUCAACAUCCCGCUCUCUGCAACUAUAUGUUCCGCAAGAUCCCUGACUGUUACCGGAGUCGCGGUUGGCACGGAAGAGCAGAUGACGGAACUCUUGCAGCAUACCCUCGAAGGAACGAUAGUCCCGAAGGUAAUGGUUCUAGACUUUGAGCAAGUGGGAGAUGUUAUUGAGGGCUUGAAACGGCAGGAGAUUACUGGUAGAAUAGUCGUGAGAAUACCAUAA